UCUAACGAUACUCAUCACAACUUCAUUUACAAAAUAAAAGUCAUCUCAUAGUAUUCCAAAUCUCAUAAACAAUUGUGACCAGAGAGUAAUUCUUGCUUAGCUCUCAUAAGCAAGCUUUUACUUACAACAAUGAAGAAAGUAGUGUUAAAGUUGUACUUACACGAUGAUAGAAUCAAGCGAAAAGCUAUGAAGAUAGCAUCGGGCCUUUCAGGGGUUGAAUCAGUUUCUGUUGACAUGAAAGACAAGAAAAUGACCUUAUCAGGAAACGUCGAUCCAGUGAGUGCAGUGUGCAAGUUACGAAAGUUGUGUCAAACUGAAAUAGUUUCAGUUGAACAAGCAAAAGAAGAGAAAAAGGACAAGGACCCUCCAAAAGAAGUACCUAUUCCUCAUGACCUCUAUCAACCCUAUCCUAUUUAUUAUUAUAUGACACCACCUUUGUAUAGUUAAAUUCACUAGGUUAGAGGUUUUGAAGAGAAUUCUAGAGUAGUGCCUGUGCCACAUCUCCUAAAUUUUAGAAUAUUUCAACGUUUGAUAGAAAGAGAUCAUGGAUAUUGUUGUUGGUUUUAUUUAUAUUUUUGGUGGUCUAGUAGAUUAUUGAAGAGUACUAUUGUACUAGGUCCAUGGGAAUAAAUAAAUAUGAAGACAAAAAUUUGAUGCGUUA
Molecule: messenger RNA, 661 nt
Organism: Cajanus cajan (pigeon pea)
Lineage: Eukaryota; Viridiplantae; Streptophyta; Magnoliopsida; Fabales; Fabaceae
Product: heavy metal-associated isoprenylated plant protein 39
Molecular function (GO): metal ion binding
Source: RefSeq, a predicted model, not a curated record